AUGAACAUGCUCUCGGCAUCUGACAAGGAGCCAUCUCCGGCAGCCGUAUCUCAAUCACAGACUUCAGCUCCCAUACCAGGCCCACAACGCAAGUAUCGUGUUCGCUUCCGGCAUACGCUAAACCCCAGCGUACCGCCACAACGUCCUUCGGAUGCCAGGCAAGAGUAUACUUUUGCGGCCGACCAACGAUGGGUUCGAGCUCCGAGGUCGUUCAAUUUCAUCGACGAGACUCGUGAGAUCAUUAGCAUCCAUGAAGCUGAGAACUCGGAUUCUGAUCUGGAAGAUACCCGGACCUCACUACAAAUCAAUGGCAGUAGUAAUUCUUCAUCAUGGCGGCCCCGUGGCAACAGCGAUAGCACAGUACUUCCAGCGCCGUCAUGCACGCCACGCAUGUCUGGCUUUGUCGCCGACUCCAGCAGGCUCUCAGCCACGGACAGUUCCCUGCCUGCUCGUGCUAAGAGGUCUUUAAAUGCAGAUGGCCCAAACAGGAAGCGCACAAUGAGCUCGAGUGCCUCGAUAGGACCAAGUCCGAGGCCUAGCACUCAAGUAGUGACGGACUUGCUGGCCCAACCGUCAAUCAGCGGCCCAGUACUUCAGAGCCCAGAUGUGUCAUCGCUCGCAUUAGCGUCUCCUUCUACUGGAUCCGCCACGGUCGAGUCCCCCUUUGCGUACAUUCCGUUCUCGGCCAAUGAAGACGCUCAGUCACUAUCUCAUGCUCCUGUCGAGCAGCCCAGAUGGCCCUUGAAAGACAGCCAGGAAGCUUUCUUAUUCCAGAAUUUCAUACGCGAGGUCGCACCCAUGUUUGACUUGUGCGAUAAUGCUCGCCAGUUCGCAAAGGUUGUUCCAAAGCGGGCCCCUUUCUGCCCUCCACUCCUCAAUGCUAUGCUGGCGGCUGCUGCCAAGCGCUUGAGCAGAAUCAAUGAUGGCGAUUCAAGUGUUGCCUAUGGGUAUUAUCAGGAAUGUCUGAGGACGCUCAUUCCGCUACUCUCUAGCUCUGGAGCCGCCAAGGAUGAAAAUCUGCUUGCUGCGACUCUAAUUCUUCGAUAUAUGGAGGAGACGGAUGUGGCCUUCUCCAUUAAUGGAUCUCAGUCACAUCUUGUUGGAAGCAGAGUCUUCCUUGCCGCGAGAGAGGAUAUAUCUGAAUUUAGUGAACUCAGAUUAGCAUUAUUCUGGAUCGCUUUACGCCAGGAAAUAUUCAUGGCAUUUAUCCACUCUCGUCCAGUUUACGCUGGUUUCCUCAGCCGAAACGUUGCUCCUGUUUUAGAGGGUGCUUAUGACGAAUGCAGCUAUGCCAAUAAAGUCAUUCUUCAUUGCGCAUAUUGUAUUCAAUACUGCUUUGGCGAGCAGGAGCAGCGCCCUUCGGUCUGGAACGAGCUCAGCGACUACUUAGAUCAAUGGGAAAGGAACAAGCCAUGGUCCUUUAAUCCAAUGUCGCUCGAACAGUUUGACGAUACUAGCUUCUUUCCCGAAAUGACCUAUAUAUCGGACGAGGUGUUGACAGGCAUGCAACACUACUACUUGGCACGUCUGGUAUUGGAAGCACACAGCCCCAAGACACCAAGACUGGGCCCAGCUCGACGACUAGCACUCGAAGGCGUUAAUGGCGAGCUCAGAAGGCUAGUGCGUAUAGUCUGUGGCAUUGCCGAGUCUAAUCCGCAAGUCGCCCCAGGCUAUGUAAAUGCUGCUGUGGCUAUUGUCAUGGCAGGUGAUCGGUUUACGGACCGACCAGAUCAGGAGCUAUUACACGCUCUAUUGGUAAAAAUCGAAAAGUAUUUGGCAUGGCCAACAGGGGCAGCCCAAAUUGAUCUGAAAAACGCUUGGGGGUGGGCCAGGACCCCAGACAUGUCCAUUGCUGGUGUUCUCAACAGUGGGAUCAUGACAUGA
Pestalotiopsis fici W106-1 is the source of this 1884-nucleotide messenger RNA. RefSeq lists its product as uncharacterized. The record is from RefSeq and is a predicted model, not a curated record. Gene Ontology annotation, cellular component: nucleus. Bases 1 to 1884 code for a protein of 627 amino acids. Lineage: Eukaryota; Fungi; Ascomycota; Sordariomycetes; Amphisphaeriales; Sporocadaceae. Gene Ontology annotation, biological process: positive regulation of transcription by RNA polymerase II. Gene Ontology annotation, molecular function: DNA-binding transcription factor activity; transcription cis-regulatory region binding. The transcript is spliced from 7 exons.